GUGUAUUGUUGAUGACAUCACUUACAAUGUGAAUGAUACAUUCCAUAAGAGACAUGAAGAGGGACACAUGCUGAACUGCACCUGCUUUGGUCAAGGCCGGGGCAGGUGGAAAUGUGAUCCCAUUGACCAAUGCCAGGACUCAGAAACCCGAACAUUUUAUCAAAUUGGAGACAUAUGGGAGAAGUUUGUGCAUGGUAUUAGGUAUCGGUGCUACUGCUAUGGGCGCGGCAUUGGGGAAUGGCACUGCCAGCCUUUACAAGCCUACCCAGGUUCAACUGGCCCUGUCCAAGUAAUUAUCACUGAGACCCCCAGUCAGCCCAACUCGCACCCUAUUCACUGGAAUGCACCAGAACCAUCUCACAUUUCUCAGUACAUUCUCAGAUGGAAACCUAAAAAUGCUCGAGGUGGUUGGAAGGAGGCCACCAUCCCAGGCCACUUAAACUCAUACACCAUCAAAGGCCUGAAGCCAGGCAUGGUAUAUGAAGGGCAGCUCAUCAGCAUCCAGCACUAUGGUCAACAAGAGGUGACGCGCUUUGACUUCACCACCACCAGCACCAGCCCACCAGUGACUAGCAACACUGUGACAGGAGAGACAACACCUUUAUCUCCUGUUGUGUCCACUUCGGAAUCGGUGACUGAAAUCACAGCCAGCAGUUUUGUGGUCUCAUGGGUCUCAGCCUCGGACACUGUGUCAGGAUUCCGUGUGGAAUAUGAGCUGAGUGAGGAGGGAGAUGAGCCUCAGUACCUGGAUCUCCCCAGCACGGCCACUUCUGUGAGCAUCCCUGACCUGCUUCCUGGCCGCAAAUACAUCGUCAACGUCUAUCAGAUAUCUGAAGAAGGAGAGCAGAGUCUGAUCCUGUCAACUUCACAGACAACGGCACCUGAUGCCCCACCUGACCCUGCCGUGGACCGGGUGGAUGACACCUCGAUUGUUGUUCGCUGGAACAGACCCCAGGCGCCCAUCACAGGAUACAGAAUCGUCUAUUCCCCAUCAGUAGAAGGCAGUAGCACGGAACUCAAUCUUCCUGAAACUGCCAACUCCGUCACCCUCAGUGACUUGCAGCCUGGAGUGCAGUACAAUAUCACCAUCUAUGCUGUGGAAGAAAAUCAGGAGAGCACUCCUGUGUUCAUCCAGCAGGAGACCACGGGUGUGCCUCGCUCAGAUAAAGUGCCCCCUCCCAGGGACCUACAGUUUGUGGAAGUGACAGACGUGAAGGUCACCAUCAUGUGGACACCACCCGAAAGCCCAGUGACUGGUUAUCGUGUGGAUGUGAUCCCUGUCAACCUGCCUGGAGAGCAUGGCCAGAGGCUGCCUGUCAACAGAAAUGCCUUUGCAGAGAUCACAGGGCUGACCCCUGGGGUCACCUAUCACUUCAAAGUCUUCGCUGUGAAUCAGGGGAGGGAGAGUGAACCUCUCACGGCACAGCAGACAACCAAACUGGAUGCUCCCACUAACCUCCAGUUUACCGGUGAAACUGACUCCACUGUCACGGUAAUCUGGACUCCACCUCGGGCCCGCAUUGCUGGCUACCGACUCACGGUGGGCUUGACCCGAGGAGGCCAGCCCAAGCAGUACAAUGUGGGACCUUCUGCCAGGCAGUACCCACUGAGGAACCUGCAGCCUGGGUCUGAGUACACCGUAUCCCUCGUAGCUGUGAAAGGCAACCAGCAGAGCCCCAAAACCACUGGAGUCUUCACUACUCUACAGCCUGUGAGCUCCAUUCCACCUUACAACACAGAGGUAACAGAAACCACCAUUGUGAUUACGUGGACACCUGCUCCAAGAAUCGGCUUUAAGCUGGGUGUGCGACCAAGUGAGGGGGGAGAAGCACCACGAGAAGUGACUUCAGAAUCGGGAAGCAUUGUUGUGUCUGGUCUGACUCCAGGCGUGGAAUAUACUUACACAGUCUCCGUCCUGAGAGAUGGGAAAGAGAGAGACACACCGAUUGUAAAGAAAGUUGUGACACCAUUGUCUCCACCAACAAACUUGCAGCUGGAGGCCAACCCUGACACAGGAGUGCUUACUGUCUCCUGGGACCGGAGUACCACUCCAGACAUUACUGGUUAUAGAAUUACCACCACUCCUACAAAUGACCAGCAGGGCUAUACUUUGGAAGAAGUGGUCCAUGCAGAUCAGAGUUCCUGCACUUUUGAAAACCUGAGUCCUGGCUUGGAGUACAAUGUCAGUGUUUACACUGUCAAGGAUGACAAGGAAAGUGUCCCUAUCUCUGAUACCAUCAUCCCAGAGGUGCCCCAACUCACUGACCUAAGCUCUGUUGAUAUAACCGAUUCAAGCAUCGGCCUGAGGUGGACCCCGCUAAACUUGUCCACCAUUAUUGGGUACCGCAUCACAGUAGUUGCGGCAGGAGAAGGGAUCCCCAUUUUUGAAGAUUUUGUGGACUCCUCAAUAGGAUACUACACAGUUACAGGGCUGGAGCCGGGCAUUGACUAUGACAUCAGCGUUAUCGCUCUCAUUAAUGGCGGAGAGAGCGCCCCUACUACACUGACACAACAAACGGCUGUUCCCCCUCCCACUGACCUACGAUUCACCAAUAUUGGUCCAGACACAAUGCGUGUCACCUGGGCUCCACCUCCAUCCAUUGAACUGACCAAUCUCGUAGUGAGAUAUUCACCUGUGAAAAAUGAGAAGGAUGUUGCAGAACUGUCCAUUUCUCCAUCAGACAACGCUGUGGUCUUGACAAAUCUUCUGCCUGGCACAGAAUAUUUAGUCAAUGUCUCCAGUGUUUAUGAACAACAUGAAAGCAUACCUCUUAGAGGAAGACAGAAAACAGGCCUGGAUGCCCCCACCGGCAUUGACUUUUCUGAUAUCACUGCCAACUCUUUCACUGUCCACUGGAUUCCUCCUCGAGCCCCGAUCACUGGUAUAAAAAUUCGCCAUCAUCCUGAGCAUGCUGUUGGAAGACCCCGAGAAGACCGAGUGCCCCCCACUCGGAAUUCCAUCACCCUCACCAACCUCAAUCCAGGCACAGAAUAUGUGGUCACCAUCACUGGUCUUAAUGGCAAAGAAGAAAGUCCCCUUUUGGUUGGCCAACAAGCAACAGUUUCUGAUGUCCCAAGAGAACUGGAAGUUGUUGCCGCAAACCCCACCAGCCUCAUGAUCAGCUGGGAGCCCCCUGCUGUCACUGUGAGAUACUACAGGAUCACCUAUGGAGAAACAGGAGGACACAGCCCCGUCCAGGAGUUCACUGUACCUGGAAGCAAGUCUACCGCUACCAUCAGUGACCUUAAACCCGGUGUGGACUACACCAUCACUGUGUAUGCUGUCACCGGCCGUGGGGACAGCCCUGCGAGCAGCAAGCCGAUUUCCAUCAAUUACCGAACAGAAAUUGACAAACCAUCUCAGAUGCAAGUGACUGAUGUUCAGGAUAACAGCAUCAGUGUCAGAUGGCUGCCUUCAAGUUCCCCUGUUACCGGUUACAAAGUAACCACUGUACCCAAAAAUGGCCCUGGACCAACUAAAACUAAAAUUGCAGGUCCAGAUCAAACCGAAAUGACCAUUGAAGGCUUGCAGCCCACCGUGGAGUAUGUGGUUAGUGUCUAUGCUCAAGAUGGAAAUGAAGAGAGCCAGCCUCUGGUGCAGACUGCAGUAACCAACAUUGAUCGCCCUAAAGGACUGGCAUUCACUGAUGUGGAUGUCGAUUCCAUCAAAAUUGCUUGGGAAAGCCCACAGGGGCAAGUUUCCAGGUACAGGGUGACCUACUCGAGCCCUGAGGAUGGAAUCCAUGAGCUAUUCCCUGCACCUGAUGGUGAAGAAGACACUGCAGAGCUGCAAGGCCUCAGGCCGGGUUCUGAGUACACAGUCAGUGUGGUUGCCUUGCACGAUGAUAUGGAGAGCCAGCCCCUGAUUGGAACCCAGUCCACAGCCAUUCCUGCACCAACCAACCUGAAGUUUACUCAAGUGACACCAACAAGUCUGACUGCCGUGUGGACUGCGCCCAAUGUUCAGCUCACUGGAUACCGUGUGCGGGUCACACCCAAGGAGAAGACUGGCCCAAUGAAGGAAAUCAACCUUUCCCCUGACAGCACAUCUGUAGUUGUAUCUGGACUUAUGGUGGCCACCAAGUAUGAAGUGAGUGUCUAUGCUCUUAAGGAUACUUUGACAAGCAGACCUGCUCAAGGAGUUAUCACUACUCUGGAAAAUGUCAGCCCUCCAAGAAGGGCCCGUGUGACAGAUGCCACUGAGACCACCAUCACCAUAAGCUGGAGAACUAAGACUGAGACGAUCACUGGCUUCCAGGUUGAUGCCAUCCCAGCAAAUGGCCAGACUCCAGUUCAGAGAAACAUCAGUCCUGAUAUCAGAAGUUACACCAUCACAGGCUUACAACCCGGCACUGACUAUAAGAUCUACUUGUACACUUUAAAUGACAAUGCCAGGAGCUCCCCCGUGGUCAUCGAUGCCUCCACUGCUAUCGAUGCCCCAUCUAACCUGCAUUUCUUGGCCACCACACCCAGCUCUGUGCUCCUGUCCUGGCAGCCACCCCGGGCUAGGAUUACUGGCUACAUCAUCAAGUAUGAGAAGCCUGGGUUCCCCCCCAGAGAAGUGUUCCCUCGGCCUCGCCCUGGAGUCACAGAGGCCACUAUCACUGGUCUUGAGCCAGGAACUGAAUACACCUUCCAGAUCAUAGCCCUCAAGAACAACCAGAAGAGUGAGCCUCUGAUUGGGAGGAGAAAAACAGAUGAGCUUCCCCAACUGGUAACCCUUCCACACCCCAAUCUUCAUGGACCAGAGAUCUUGGAUGUUCCCUCCACAGUUCAAAAGACCCCAUUCAUCACCAACUCUGGGUAUGACACGGGAAAUGGUAUUCAGCUUCCUGGCACUACUGGUCAGCAGCCCAGUGUUGGGCAACAAAUGAUCUUUGAGGAGCAUGGUUUUAGGCGAACCACACCGCCAACCACUGUCGCCCCUGUAAGGCAUAGGCCAAGACCAUAUCCGCCGAAUGUAAAUGAGGAGAUUCAAAUUGGCCAUGUCCCCAGGGGAGACGUAGACCAUCACCUAUACCCUCACCUUCUGGGACCCAAUCCAAAUGCCUCUACAGGACAAGAAGCACUCUCACAGACAACCAUCUCUUGGGCUCCACUCCAGGAAAGCUCUGAGUAUAUCAUUUCAUGUCAGCCCAUUGGCAUUGAUGAAGAACCCUUACAGUUCCGAGUUCCUGGAACUUCUGCUAGUGCCACCCUGACCGGCCUUACCAGAGGGGCCACGUACAACAUCAUAGUGGAGGCUGUGAAAGACCAGCAGAGGCACAGGGUGCGAGAGGAGGUUGUGACCGUGGGCAACUCUGUUGACCAAGGCCUACAGCAACCUUCAGAUGACUCGUGCUUUGACCCCUACACAGUUUCGCAUUAUUCCGUUGGAGAAGAAUGGGAACGGUUGUCUGAAUCUGGCUUUAAGCUUUCGUGCCAGUGCUUAGGCUUUGGCAGUGGUCAUUUCAAAUGUGAUUCAUCUAAAUGGUGUCAUGACAAUGGCGUGAACUAUAAAAUCGGAGAGAAGUGGGAUCGUCAGGGUGAAAAUGGCCAGAUGAUGAGCUGCACAUGUCUUGGAAAUGGAAAAGGAGAAUUCAAGUGUGAUCCACAUGAGACAACAUGUUAUGACGAUGGUAAGACAUACAGUGUAGGAGAACAGUGGCAGAAGGAAUAUCUCGGGGCCAUUUGCUCCUGCACAUGCUUUGGAGGCCAGCGGGGUUGGCGCUGUGACAACUGCCGCAGACCAGGGUCUGAACCCGGUCACGACGGGUCCCCAGAUCGCACUUAUAACCAGUACUCACAGAGGUACCAUCAGAGAACAAACACUAAUGUCAACUGCCCAAUUGAGUGCUUCAUGCCAUUAGAUAUACAAGCUGACAGAGAAGAUUCUCGAGAGUAAUGAUUCCAGCCAAGAGAAACCAGCGUGAAUCUCUACCACAGUCCAUCCAAACUGGAGCCGUGUUAGCAGUCUUCAGCCUGGCAUGUUUGCUUCUUUCUUAAUGCCUUUGCUCUGGAGUAACUUCUCCAGCUUCCGAUCAACUCACAGCUUCUCCAAGCAUCACCCUGGGAGUGUUUCUCAGACUUUUCUCAGAAAUGAGAGCAGUCCAUGGCUUGUUCUGUUCUAAAGUAUUUUAUACCGUUCAGUAUUCUCAAUAAAAUUAUACUAACUUGUGAUUUGGCUUGAAAUCUAUAGGGAAGCACACAUACACACACCAACCAAGAUACAAAAUGUAUUAAAAGGGUAUUACCAAAAUCUUCAGUAGGAAAAGUUGUCCAAACACUUCUGCUUCCACAUAACUCUGACCCGCAAUAUUGUAGAAACAGCACAUCUUUGUCGCUGUGGCAUUUAAAAUAUCUACAGUAAUCAUUUUCUUUCUCCAAAUGAUUCAUUCAAGUAAUUACCUAGGAAUAUGCUUCUCUUACUUGUUAUUUAUCAAUUUUUCCAAGUAUUUUCAUAAGGAAAAAUUGUAUUGAAGGCACUUGGUAUGCAGUUGAUAAGAGCAAUUUGGUUGGCGAUUAUUUUUUAUACUGUACGUGCCAAAGCUUUACUACUGUGGAAAGACGACUGUUUAAUAAAAGAUUUACAUUCCACA
Messenger RNA from Erinaceus europaeus (western European hedgehog), 6578 nucleotides. RefSeq names its product fibronectin. Gene Ontology annotation, biological process: heart development; nervous system development; cell-substrate junction assembly. Gene Ontology annotation, cellular component: extracellular region. The transcript has 36 exons. The coding region runs from base 68 to 5884 and encodes 1938 amino acids. Lineage: Eukaryota; Metazoa; Chordata; Mammalia; Eulipotyphla; Erinaceidae. The record is from RefSeq and is a predicted model, not a curated record. Gene Ontology annotation, molecular function: proteoglycan binding; integrin binding.